Molecule: messenger RNA, 3070 nt
Organism: Eriocheir sinensis (Chinese mitten crab)
Lineage: Eukaryota; Metazoa; Arthropoda; Malacostraca; Decapoda; Varunidae
Product: mucin-3A-like
Exons: 2
Coding region: 127-2175 (682 amino acids)
Source: RefSeq, a predicted model, not a curated record
UGCUCUUGUAACUCUACAUACGGGUUGAUGACAGGUAAAGCUUCUAAUUACACCUCUCUGGACGAGCAUCCUCUGGUCUGUCCCGCCAUUCACUGUUACGACUAAGGGGAUUCAAGCUCAGGUAAAAUGGAUAACGGGCAAUCAGGUGCUAGCAACGCCCAAGCCACUUCACCCCUACAGCCCCUGAGUACUGGCACCACUAAAGCAAUCACCGCCCCAACACCAGUGAACACCAGCUUCACCAGAACACCCACCACCAGCCCAACACAGCAGAACAUUAGCCUCAUCCCAAUACAGCUCCCUGCCUUCCAGAACAUCAGCCUUGGCAUAUCACAGCACCCUGCCCUCCAGAAAAUCAGCCUCAGUACAGCACGAAAGAGUCUGCAACAGAGCGUCAGUCUCAGUGCAGCCUUACAGCACAUCCAGCAGAGCACCAGCCUCAGCUCAAAACUGCAACACAUCCAGAAGAACACUGGUCUUGGCACAGCAGAGCAAGGCGCCCAACAGAAAGUCACUUCCAGCACAACACAACAGCGCUUUCAAGAGAAUGUUAGUCUUAGUACAACACAGCAGCGUGUCAAACAGAACACCAGCCUCAGCACAGCACUGCAACACAUCCAGCAAAACACUGUUCUUGGUACAGCAGAACAGGGCACCCAACAGAAUGUCACUUCCAGCACAACAAAACAGCGCUUCCAACAGAAUGUCAACCUUAGUACACCACAGCAGCGUGUCAAACAGAACACCAGCCUCAGCACAACACAGCAGAGCAUCCAAAAGAACAUUAGUCUUGGCAAAGAAGAGCAGGGUGCCCAACAGAAUAUCGCUGGUAGUACAACACAACAGCGCUUCCAACAGAAUGUCAACCUUAGUACACCACAGCAGCGUGUCAAACAGAACACCAGCCUCAGCACAACACAGCAGCAUACCCAGCAAAACGUUGAUGUUGGCACAGCUGCGCAGGGCGCCCAACAAAAUGUCACUUCCAGCACAACAAAACAGCGCUUCCAACAGAAUGUCAACCUUAGUACACCACAGCAGCGUGUCAAACAGAACACGAGCCUCAGCACAACACAGCAGAGUGUCCAAAAGAACACUGUUCUUGGCACAGCAGAGCAGAGCGCCAAACAGAAUAUCACUUCCAGCACAACACAACAGCACUUCCAAGAGAAUGUCAGUCUUAGAACAUCCCAGCAGCAGGUCAAACAGAACACCAGCCUCAGCACAGCACUGCAACACAUCCAACAAAAAAAUGGUCUUGGCACAGCAGAGCAGGGCACCCAACAGAAUGUCACUUCCAGCACAACACAACUGCGCUUCCAACAGAAUGUCAGUAUUAGUACACCACAGCAGCGUGUCAAACAAAACACCAGCCUCAGCACAACACAGCAGAGCGUCCAAAAGAACAUUGGUCUUGGGACAGCACAACAGGACACCCAACAAAAUGUUACUUCCAGCACAACACAACAGCGCUUCCAACAGAAUGUCAGUCUUAGAGCAUCACAGCAGCAGGUCAAACAAAAUAUCAGCCUCAGCACAACACAGCAGAGCAUCCAACAGAACAUUGGUCUUGGGACAGCACAACAGGACACCCAACAAAAUGUUACUUCCAGCACAACACAACAGCGCUUCCAACAGAAUGUCAGUCUUAGAGCAUCACAGCAGCAGGUCAAACAAAAUAUCAGCCUCAGCACAACAGAGCAGAGCAUCCAACAGAACAUUGGUCUUGCCAUAGCAGAGCAGAGUGCCCGACAGGACAUCAGCCUCCGCACAAUACAGCAACGCUUCCAACAGAACACUGGUCUUGACACAACAGAGCAGAGUGCUCGACAAGACAUCAGCCUCCGCACAACACAGCAGCCCUUGCAACAGAACAUUGGUCUUGGCACAGCAGAGCAGAAUGCCCGACAGGAUAUCGGCCCCCUCACAACACAGCAGGGCAUCCUAUUGAACAUCAGUUUUGGCACUGCAGAGCCGAGAGGCCAACAAAAUGUCACUUCCAGCACACCACAACAGUGCUUCCAACAGAAUGUGAAUAUUAGAACAUCACAGCAGCAUGGCCAACAAAACAUCAGCCUCGACAUAAUGCAGCAGAGUAUCCACCAAGACACUGGUCUUGGCACUGCAGAGCAGCCUGGCCUACUGGACAUCAGCCUCAGGACAAUACACCCCUAAGUAAGUCCAUCAGCAAAUCCACAAUCAGCACCUCAGCCUCAAUAAAAUGCAGCAGUGGCCAUUGAGCACUUUGAGAAGAACCUAAGCAACAACAAACACCACCAUCCAAGGGUCAUCACUCAUCAAUACCUCUAUGUCCCAGGGCCAGCCGCCUAGAAGGUGAAAACACUGUCACAAACUAUUUGAGUCCAAUACCAACAGCAGCAGCAGCAAGGGAAUGCCAAAGGAACACCAGUGAAGUACAGUGCCCUCGCAUCCAAUGUGUGUUUGUCCAGAUCAUAUCAUGUCCAAUGUGGCAUUUUGUGGACAAGUAUUUUUUUUUUUUAAAUUACUGUAACACAUUUAAAAUAGUCCAACGCACAACAAACCCCAGCCAACAAGUGGCCCAAAUUCAAAGAGAUUUCUGGCGCACUGCACCUUUCGCUCUCAGCCAAUCAGCCAGAAGUAUGGGACAUGAUGCCAGCCAGUAAAAUGAGCGAGGACAGUCAUGUGAUGCGCAAAGCUGCAUUUUUUGCUUAGAUCUGAGCCACUUGGGUGGACUAGUCUGCCUGCCCCUAUGCCAUGUAAGCAAAAUAGCAAAUCGGGAUUUUUAUUGUAUUUUGUAGGCACACUCGACUCAAUUUCCCGGAGCACUUGUCUGGGAAUCAGAAAUCAUUACAGUCCAGGGGAGUGGCCCAUUCACAGACAUUUACAAUACUCAGUCCAGCAGACACCAUACUUCUGUACCUGCCCCAGACCCUUACCACACUUUGGCCAGCACAUGCUUCUUUCUAUAAAAAUCAGGUGAUUAAAAUCAGGUAAUAAAAAUGAUUAUAACUACAAGUAGCUGCUCAGCUGAUAAUUGUAAACAAACAGACAAGAAUGUAUUUGACAACAAGAAACUUACUGAACCCAU